This is a messenger RNA of Rubroshorea leprosula, 926 nucleotides long. The record is from the annotation of a GenBank genome assembly. NCBI's taxonomy places the organism in Eukaryota, Viridiplantae, Streptophyta, Magnoliopsida, Malvales, Dipterocarpaceae.
AUCAACAUUCCUCUGUAUCAAGGACUUUUCUUUAGGGAGGAUAAAGGGAAAAUACCCAAAAAUGUAACAAUCAAAUCUGUUGUCCUGGCUCUCUCUGUUUGUUCCUGUUUUACAUUCAUAUGAAAAUGGGGUCGGCUGCAGUUGUCCUUGCCUUGAUUCUGGCACUUCUGCCUAAUGUGAAACCUGUGUUGGCAAUUAGAAUAUUUAUGCAAAGUGAAGAGUGUCUCUCCUAUGAUGUUAAAUACAUAGGGGAUACACUUCUGGUGUCCUUUGUUGUUGUUAAGUAUGAAUCCAGUUGGCAAAAAGAUCAGCAGGUUGUUGAUCUUGUGGUUAAGGGACCUUCCGGGGAGCAGAUUAUUGAUUUUCGCGACAGAGUAAGUGAGAAAUUUGAGUUUGUGAGUCAUGAAAAAGGACUCCACCGUUUCUGCUUCUUCAAUAAAUCUCCUUACUAUGAAACCAUCGAUUUUGAAGUGCAAGAAAACCAUUUUACAGUCUAUGAUGAGCAUGCAAAAGAUGAGCAUUUCAACCCUUUGUUAGAACAAAUAUCCAAGUUAGAAUCUGCUAUUCAUAACAUCCAUUUUGAACAACAUUGGCUCAUUGUGGAGAAUGAACGUCAGAGAAUAGUAACUCAAGCAAUGAGUAAGAGGGCAGUUCACAAGGCAUUUUUUGAAUCUGCAGCACUCAUAGGAGCUUGCAUUCUACAAGUUUACCUUCUUCGGCGCCUGUUUAACCGAAAGCUAAGAAUGUCUCGAGUUUAGCUUAGCAUUGCCAUUGAAGUUCAUCUUAUAGAUUUUUGCGGACUCAUUAUGGGCUUCUAAUAUACAUUAAUAGAAACCACAAAUCAAGUUAUAUUUGGUCUUUUCUCUGGUAUAACUUUUAGAUCAGCAAUGCAUAUAGGUCUAGAUCAAUAAAAUGCGUCAAUAAUU